Messenger RNA from Talaromyces proteolyticus, 1983 nucleotides. RefSeq names its product transketolase TktA. The transcript has 6 exons. The record is from RefSeq and is a predicted model, not a curated record. Gene Ontology annotation, biological process: pentose-phosphate shunt. Gene Ontology annotation, cellular component: cytosol. Lineage: Eukaryota; Fungi; Ascomycota; Eurotiomycetes; Eurotiales; Trichocomaceae. Bases 1 to 1983 code for a protein of 660 amino acids. Gene Ontology annotation, molecular function: transketolase activity.
AUGAAUAUUUGUCACCCCGGUGCUCCUAUGGGCUUGGCUCCUGCUGCCCACGUUCUUUUUAACAAAUUCCUGAACUUCAACCCCAAGAACCCCAAGUGGGCUAACCGGGAUCGAUUCGUUCUUUCAAACGGCCACGGCUGCUUGCUUCAAUAUUCUUUGCUCCACCUUUUCGGAUACGCCCUCAGUAUUGAUGACUUGAAGGCCUUUCGUCAACUCGGCAGUAUCACCCCCGGUCACCCCGAGGCCCACGAAACCCCUGGUAUUGAGGUCACCACCGGCCCUCUGGGUCAGGGUUUCGCCAAUGCCGUCGGUCUCGCCAUUGCUCAGGCUCACACCGGCGCUGUUUUCAACAAGCCAGGCUACAAUCUUUUUGACAAUUACACAUAUACCAUCUUCGGUGAUGGUUGCGCUAUGGAAGGUGUUGCCAGCGAGGCCGCUAGCACAGCUGGUCACUUGAAGCUUGGUAACCUGAUUGCUCUAUACGAUGACAACCAUAUUUCCAUUGAUGGUGACACCAAGUGUGCCUUCACUGAAGACGUGUUGAAGCGUUUCGAAGCCUACGGCUGGCACACUCUCGAGGUCAAGGAUGGUAACCAUGAUCUCCAGGGCAUCGAAGAGGCCAUCCGCAAGGCCCAGCAGGUCAAGGAUAAGCCCUCCGUCAUCAAGAUCACUACUACCAUUGGUUUCGGUUCUAAGCUCCAGGGUACUGGUGGCGUCCACGGAAACGCCCUGAAGGCUGACGACGCCCAGCAUGUCAAGCAGUCUUUCGGCUUUGACCCCAAUCAGAGCUUCGUCGUUCCUCAGGCCGUGUACGACCUGUACAGCAAGAGAGCCGCUGAAGGCGCUGCCAAAGAGCAGGAAUGGAACACCCUGUUCCAGAAGUACGGCUCUGAGUACAAGACCGAGCAUGCUGAUUUGGUCCGCCGUCUUGCCGGCAAGCUUCCCGAGGGCUGGGAGAAGAACCUUCCUACCUACAAGCCCACUGAUGCCGCCAUUGCAUCUCGUAAGUUGGGCGAAACUGUCUUGGAGAAGAUCUACGAGGCUAUCCCCGAGCUCCUCUCCGGUUCUGCCGAUCUGACUGGCUCCAACAACACUCGCUGGAAGAAGGCAGUUGACUUCCAGCCCCCAGAGUACGGCAUUGGUGAAUGGAGCGGUCGUUAUCUCCGCUACGGUGUGCGUGAACACGCCAUGGGUGCCAUAAUGAACGGUCUCGCCGCAUAUGGCACCGUUAUCCCAGCUGCCGGUACUUUCCUCAACUUCGUCUCCUACGCUGCCGGUGCCGUCCGUCUGUCGGCCCUGUCUCAGGUCCGCACUAUCUGGGUCGCCACUCACGACUCCAUUGGUCUGGGUGAGGACGGUCCUACUCAUCAACCUAUUGAGACCCUUGCACACUUCCGUGCUCUCCCCAACUUGAUGGUCUGGCGUCCCGCCGACGGUAAUGAGACCAGCGCUGCCUAUUACUCGGCCCUCACCUCCACCCACACUCCUAGUAUACUCGCCCUCACCCGUCAGAACCUUCCUCAACUCCAGAAUUCCACCAUCGAGUCUGCCUUGAAGGGUGGUUACGUUGCCGUCGACGCCGAGAACGCUGCUAUCACCAUCGUCUCCACCGGUUCCGAGGUUAGCAUUGCUAUUGAUGCUGCCCAGUACCUUAAGGAGAAGCACAACAUCGCUGCCCGCGUUGUCUCUAUUCCUUGCUUUGAGGUAUUCGACUCCCAGUCUAAGGAGUACCGUCUGUCGGUUCUCCCCGACGGCAUUCCCGUGCUGUCCGUCGAGGCUCUUUCGACCAUGGGUUGGGAGCGGUACUCUCACGAGCAGUUCGGUCUGAACCGUUUCGGUGCCUCUGGUCCAUACAAGGAGGUUUACGCUAAAUUCGAAUUCACUCCCGAAGGCAUCAGCAAGCGCGCAAUCGCCACUAUCGACUUCUGGAAGGGCGUCAACCCUCGCUCGCCCAUCAACCGUGCUUUCCAGCAACUCAUAUAA